AUGACUGCCUUCAUCUCCAAGGACGAGCUGCGUGCGCGCUUCUGCACCGCCCUCAGCGUCAUGUACCGCACCGAGGUGCCGCUGUAUGGCGACCUGAUCGAGCUGGUUGACGAUGUCAAUGCCACUUUUCCUGGUACCCCAGAGGACCGCCUCAAGGUCGAGCGCCACGGCGCGAUCCGCCUGGGCAAGCCCGACGAGCUGCAGAUGAUCGCCCGCCUCUUCAACCAGAUGGGCAUGGAGCCUGUUGGGUACUACGACCUCGCUCCCUCGGGCGUGCCGGUGCACUCGACUGCUUUCCGCCCUACGACUGAGGAAGCGCUCGCCAUCAACCCCUUCCGCGUGUUCACGUCGCUUCUCCUGCCCGAGCUGCUUCCCCCCUCCCUCCGUGCCGAGGUUGAGGCUACCCUGGCCAAGCGGGACAUCUUCCACAUCCGCGUGCGCGAAAUUGUUGCCCAGGCCGAGGUCGAGGGCGGUGUGCAUAUGGAGGAGGCGGACGAGCUCGUCGCCCGCGCCCUCGAGACGUUCAAGUGGCACGACGCUGCCGCCGUCCCCCGCGACGUGUACGACCGGAUGCACGCUGCGCACCCCCUUGUGGCCGACAUUGCCGCCUUCAAGGGUCCUCACAUCAACCACCUCACUCCUCGUGUUCUCGACAUUGACGCGGCGCAGGCUGGCAUGAGUGCGCGCGGCAUCACUCCCAAGCAGAUCAUCGAGGGCCCGCCUAAGCGCAAGUGCGAGAUCCUCCUCCGCCAGACCUCGUUCCAGGCCCUCACCGAGCCUAUCAAGUUUGCUGGUGGUGAGCGCGCCGGCUCGCACCGUGCGCGUUUCGGCGAGAUCGAGCAGCGUGGUUGUGCCCUCACCAAGAAGGGCCACAACCUCUACCUUCAGCUUCUCGCUACUGUUCCCCCCUCGAUCAACAACGAGGAACACCAGGCUGCCCUCGCUGCGGCGUUCCAGUCCUUCCCGGACACCUACGAGGAGAUGUUCGCCCAGGGUCUCGGAUACUUUGAGUUCUCGCUCGCUGGCGCCGUCCCAACUUCCACGAAGAGCCUCGAGGACCUCGUCAAGGCCGGCGUAGUCAAGCUCUCGCCCGUCACGUAUGAGGACUUCCUCCCGGCCUCGGCUGCCGGCAUCUUCCAGUCCAACCUCGACGAGCACAACCGCUCGCGCGGAGGAUCGCCUUCCGCCCCGGGGUGGACCAGGGAAAAGUUCGCCGCCCUCCUCCCCGUCGACAUGCGCGACAGCUUUGAGCUUCACGAGGGUAUCCAGAAGCGCAGCCUCGAGGCCCUCGAGGCCAAGCUCGGUUUCUCUCUCGAGUAG
Messenger RNA from Cutaneotrichosporon cavernicola, 1320 nucleotides. RefSeq lists its product as uncharacterized. The coding region runs from base 1 to 1320 and encodes 439 amino acids. NCBI's taxonomy places the organism in Eukaryota, Fungi, Basidiomycota, Tremellomycetes, Trichosporonales, Trichosporonaceae. The transcript is spliced from 2 exons. The record is from RefSeq and is a predicted model, not a curated record. Gene Ontology annotation, molecular function: oxidoreductase activity.